CUAAGGGGUUCCCUUUAAGACCUUCGCCUUUGCCGCUCCCGGCCCGCGCCCCGUCCUCGUCGCUCAGCGCUGGGCGCUCGCAGCAGUCGCGCCAUGUCGCGGCCGAGCUCAGGGGUGUCGCGGCCCUCGCGGCCUGGGACGGCGGCGGGGGAGCGGCCCCGCAGCGCCAACGUGCAGGCCUUUCAGCGGGGCAAGGAGGCCGCCUACGUGGAGGCCGUGGAGAUUUGCCGGCAGGGGCUCACCAACGUGAGUGGGCACCUGCUCACCAGCUUCCACGAGGAGCUGCAAAGCCUGGGUGCCACCCUGCAGCUGCAGGUGAACGAAGCCAUGGAGGAGCGGCAAAGGAGGGCGGACGAGAAGCUGGACCACCUGCUGCUGGCGCUCCAGGAUCGGGGCCGCAGCGAGAGCCCCAGGCGGAAUUACUUCGCAGGCCUUGCCCACGACGGAGGCAAGAUCGAGGCCAACAAGCAGUUGGUGAAGCGAAGGGAGGAGCAGAUUAGCAACAUGUUGGUGGUGCUCGAGAAGUUGGAGCAGCGCUCCGCGGUGGAUCGGUCCCAAGCCUUGGAGCAGCAGCUGCAGCUGCUCACCGAUAAGUUUGACUUGAUGGACAACCUGCUUCGAGCCAUGGCUGCGCGGAAGGAGGAGCCCGCCUCCCCCCGGGAGCGCCGGAUGUUGGACCGAGCCGAGUCCAUGACGUCGGUGCGCAAGGCGCCCAGCGCCACCGAGGAGGCUCCCACGCCGCGAGCCCCGAGAUACUGUGGAUGGCGCGACAGGGGCGGGUGUGGUGAAGGCGGAGCUGUUGUGCUCUUUGAAGCAGAGCACGACGUUGACCAGCUGUACCACGAAAUCAAAGCAUCUCGGAAGCUGGUGAACCGCAACUUCCGCUCCACGAUCAAGGAGAUCAGCCGCAUCCAGCAGGCGUUGAACUUGGAUUACGCGAUUGCUUCGGAGACGGAGUCAGACGGAUCCAGCGCAAGCGCAGGAGGAUCACACGGAGCAUCUCCUGCAGCCUCGGUGCAUGUGCGGGUGGCGACGGUCGCAGCCGCAGCCACGCCGUCCGCGCCCUCUGCGGCGCCGUCGCCCGCGCUGUCGCGGGAGACGACUCCGCCGGCGUCCCCGGCGAAGGCGGCGGCGGCGAGCGCCAAGCCCGCGCCGUCUGCGCCGGAGCUGCCCUCGUCGUCGUCGGUGCCCACGCGGCAUGACAGCAAAGUUCCAAGUUCCAGGUCAGCCAGAUCCCUGCUGCCGGAGUCGCGGGAGAACUCGGAAAGGGGCACUCCCAGACCAGCUCAGGACGAGAACUACCAGGACACUCGGCGCCCCUCGCGCAGCAAUCGCUCAAGAUCUCGUGAGCCAGAGGCAGAGCGAGGUCCCGGAGGGGUGGUCGAAGCACCGAAGCGCAUUUGGAAGCGGGUGCGGGAGAUGUGGACGCAGACGGAGAUAGCGCUCGAAGAGAGGGGAGCGCAGACGGAUCCCAUGCAGAGGGUGGCAAAGAAGACGCCGGGAUUUGCCGCCUCCCUCUUUGGCAAGAAGGAAAAAUCCGGGGACAUGGGCCGGAAGAUGACCAUGAACGAUUUGGACACCAUGAAGGCACGUGCACGAAAGGCCUUGAUGAAGCCGCAGUACGACGUGACCAACUUCUACAAGACCGAGGGUUGCUUCCAAGCAAUUGCAAGGUCGUCCAUGUUUGACCAGUUCACAGUGGCCAUUGUCAGCAUCAACGCCAUUUGGAUUGCCAUUGAUGCGGACAACAACGAUGCCCUUCUCCUUUAUCAGGCUGCGCCGGUCUUCCAGGUGGUGGAGAACCUGUUCUGCACCUACUUCUUCGCCGAGGUCCUUAUCCGCUUUGGUGCCUUCGCACAGAAGAAGCGGGCCUUUAUGGACAAGUGGUUUGUCUUCGACGCGGUGCUGGUGCUGAAUAUGGUCAUAGAGACCUGGGUUUUGCCACUUGCGUUAAUGGCGUUCAGCUCAGAAGAUUCUGCAAACACCAUAGAUGUCUCCAUGCUGCGCAUGCUGCGCCUGGUGAAGCUCACCCGCCUCAGCCGCGUCACCCGGCUGCUGCGCUCGGUGCCGGAGCUGGCGAUCAUCGUGAAGGCCAUCGGCCUCUCGGCCCGAUCUGUCAGCGUCUUCUUCUUGCUGUGGUUAGUUCUGAUCUACGUCUUUGCUGUGAUCCUGAGGCAGCUGACACAAGGGACAGACUUUGGCUCCGCCUUCUUCGUCUCUGUUCCCAUGGCGAUGGACACGCUGCUCAUGGACGGCAUCCUGGCAGAUUACGCGCCCUUGCUGGACGCAGUGCCGCAAGGGCAGAUCGUCGAGUGGGGCUUGCUGCUCUUCUUCGUGUUGCUGGCGGCCAUCACCAUCAUGUACAUGCUGGUGGGCGUGCUUGUGGAGGUGGUUGGCGCACUGGCGCAUGCUGAGAAGGAGAGCCUCACGGUGGGCUGGGUUGCCUCCUCUUUGCGCAAGAAGAUGGAGAGCUUCGGCCACGACACCGAGUCUCCGUUGAGCAAGUCCGAACUGCAAGAUGUUCUCCUGGAUCCAGACAUCACCGACGUCCUGCAGUCUGUGCAGGUCGAUGUGGUGGCCCUGAUGGAGCUGGUGAACAUCGCCUAUGAGGACUCCGAGAAGACGGGGAACCCCAUGACCUUCGAGAAGAUUGUGAGCCUCGUUCUUAAUGGCCGGGGGCAGAAUACCGCCUGCGUGAAAGACACCUCCGAGCUUCUGAGGAUCUUGAAGCAAACCAUCAUCCAGCGGACCAGUGAGGCGACAGAUAAGCUGCAAGAGGAGAUCUCGACAGUCUACCGAACCAUCCAGACCAUGCGCGAGGAACAGUUCGAGGCGACAGGUGGCGCACUUCAGGCCUUCCGUGUCCAGGACGACGAGCCGGAGCCGUCCCGGCGACGGGAGCCUCGCGACGAGGAUUCCAAGAGGUCGACGCAAGUCUCAGGCCGGCGCACCAUGAACCGGGGCGGGUCAAGAGCCGAUGAGUAAAGGAUCUCGAUCGGCGAACCUCACCAAAGCGACA
Effrenium voratum is the source of this 3019-nucleotide messenger RNA. The record is from the annotation of a GenBank genome assembly. Lineage: Eukaryota; Dinophyceae; Suessiales; Symbiodiniaceae.